Molecule: messenger RNA, 3003 nt
Organism: Sclerotinia trifoliorum
Lineage: Eukaryota; Fungi; Ascomycota; Leotiomycetes; Helotiales; Sclerotiniaceae
Source: the annotation of a GenBank genome assembly
ACCAUAGAGCAACAAAUACUCUGUACCUACUUAUUACUUCAAAUGUUCCAUUCUAUCGUCACCCGUGCAUGACUUUUGAUGUACACUGCACACUGUACAUAUACACAUUCAUUGUACUUUGAAUACCUACCGACAAGAACCAUGCAAAGUCUAAUAUCAUCAAGAAUACAACCUUAUUAUUGAUCCAUCAUUUGAGUGCUAACAACCUGUGCAACCUGUACAAUCUGUACAAUCUUCUUUGUCUCACCCCAACAAUCGAAUUUCUCAUACUAUCUCUUUUCUUUCGUCGAUUCCGUUCCUUACGGCAUUUACUAUUCGUCUGAGGGGGUUUUGUGCACAAUUGCACAGCAUCAGCUCUUUUUAUCAACCAAUCUAGCAUGACCACAUAAGAUACCACCUCUUAUUAUGGCUCAGCCUUCUACACCCGACGGUACAUCCUAUUCCAUCUUUGGUUCUGUCUCUACUCCUACCCAAACCAAUCAACUUUCCGGAGGUCCUCCUAUUACUCCAGGUGCUCCUUCAAGCAAUACUUUCUUAAUGCCGAAUUCACCUGUGAAGAAUAGACUGGGUAUGGAUGGGUACAGACCAAAGGUUACUAGAACUCUUGGUCAGGUAAUUUUUAGAAAUUCCGAUACUUUGCAGACUAUUUUCUAACCUAGGUAUGAAUUUAUAUAGCGCCCAGCCUGCCUUGUCAAUGCCUCUGUUACAUACUGCGGAAACAAUCAGAUAUAUGCGUUUGGUGGUUUUGAUCAAUACACCGACGAGGUCUACAAUCAUGUUUUGAGACUUGAUCUGGUUAGUCACCAGUGGAAUUUGGUUGACAAUUAUGGUGAUAUUCCAGGUGUACGAAUGGGUAGGUCUUACGCGCGCUGAGUUUCUUUGUGAUUCGCAGUUCUAAUACAUUUGGCAGGUCAUACUGCUACACUUUACCAAGGCGAUAAAUUACUCAUAUUCGGUGGUGAAAAUGAACAUCGUACCUACCUCUCCGAUCUCAUCAUCUUCGACCUCAAGACCGCACAUUGGACACAACCAACUGUUUCAGGACCUAUUCCAAAAGGAAGAGCAAGACAUGCUGCUGUUUUGCACGAGGAUAAACUCUUCAUCAUUGGUGGUAUUACCGGUCACAAUAACUACGUCUUGGAUGAUAUAUGCUACCUCGACUUAAAAACUUUCACCUGGUCUCGGGCAUGGCGGUUCGUUGGACGAUUUGAUCACUCGGCAUAUUUAUGGGGAGACAGGGUUUGGGUUUUUGGGGGACUCAGUGAAGAUAUGGAUAAAAUUGGUGAUAUAUGGUGGUUGGAUUUUAAGGGUAGCCCGGCCUUUGAAUCAGCACCCUCAUAUGGCUCUAUGGAUAGGCAUGCAGCUCUCAGUCGUUCGCCUCGACCUUCCUUCUCCAUGUCUCAGUCAGCUGUAGGCAGCUCAGGUUAUGCCGCAAAUUCAAGCAGCGCACAAGUCAAUCCACCUUCGUUCCAAUUAACUACUUCUCCUCCUCUUGCACCUGGUACAAUUUCCUCAUUAAAAUUCGUCUCCGGCCCCAAUAUACCAGCCCAAGGCUCAGGCAUGCAUUUCCAUGUUUAUACCAACGGAACUCUUCUCGAUUUUGUCACCCCUGCAGCAACUAUUACACCACAAGAAUGUUCUUUGUCAUCCCUGGAAUUAGACACUUUGCGCUGGCAAAAGUUAGCAGAGGGUCGGGACAUUUUUAGAUCUGGUUAUAGAUGGCAUUACUGCACCAUGAAUGACGAGGGUACAAAGGCUUGGCUUCUUGGUUGCCCAACAGAUCCAACGGCAACAGAUUUAGGUCCUGGUGGCUUUGAAGAAUAUCUCAGGUAUGUGUUAUUCAUUUGUAGAUAUUAACUUGCUAAUCAUACCACUUAGUGACAUAAUGGAAAUUGAUCUUCGACGUUAUGGUUUGCUCGGCAAUGGCCUAAAUCCCGAACCUCGAGAAGAAGCAUCACGAUCAUCAUCUUCUGGUAGGAUGAAAGUCGAAAUAUCAAAAGGUCUUGGAAUGGAUUUGGCCAAAGUUUUUAAUCAGCCACCAGAAAGUGGUAGUGGGGCUGAUUUUAUAAUAACCGCAUCGAAAGAUGAUGAAUGGGAUGACGAUGAUUCAAGCUCCAAAGGUUCCAUCAAUCAACUUCAGCAAAAUUGGUUGGCUCCUGAUGCUCCAACGUCUCCUCCAAUCCACGUUCACAAACUCAUCCUCCAAGCCAGGUGGCCCCACUUUGCACGCUUAUACAAUGCACAAAUGGCAGAAUUUCAUACAAAGAGGAUGCAUAUACCAGAACCAUAUACGGUUGUCAAGGCAUUCCUCUACUAUCUCUACACUGAUAGUAUUCAUCCAGAUGACUGCGCCGAAUUAGAUGAUGUUGCAGGGCUUUUGGUCAUGUCAAACAUUUAUAAUAUUCCACAUCUUAGAUUAUUAUGUGUUAAUCGUUUGUCAAAGGAAUUAGAUGUUGAUCAUGCUUGUGUUAUUUGGCAUUCUGCUGGUAUUGCUAAUGAAGAAUGGUUACGCAGACGUGCUGCUAGCUUUUGCCUUACGCAUUGGGGGAGAGUUGUUCGAACGCCUGGAUUUUUGAGGCUACCACGUCAAGCAUUGGUCGAAUUAUCCCAGGAAAUCGACAUGGAAGGUCGAGUGGUAGGAGGUGAGCAUUUAUGAUUCUUUCUUUCUCGUUGAAAAUUGUCUAACGAAAAAUUUCAGGUGAAGAGUUAGAAUAUGUUGGAGGAUUAGGUGGUUCUCGUUUUGGUGUGGGUGGUAUGGUGCGAAAGACCAGUGUUAGUAGCAAUCAUACACAAGGAGUAGGCUCGGAAGUUGAUGACAAUGAAGAAAUGGAAAUGAAUUAACGAACCGGUAUGGUAUGGUAUAAAUAAAUUAAGAAGGGCUGCACAUAAUGAUAGGGCGUUGGCUAUUGCAGAUUUUUGCAUCGGAGUGUGUUAGGGAAAGGAAAGCAAAGCAUUAUUAGGCGUCUGGAUCAUUGCUAUUCUAUUAUAGGUAGUUAUUACUGU